Epinephelus moara (kelp grouper) is the source of this 839-nucleotide messenger RNA. RefSeq names its product myosin-6. The transcript has 5 exons. The record is from RefSeq and is a predicted model, not a curated record. Gene Ontology annotation, cellular component: myosin complex. Lineage: Eukaryota; Metazoa; Chordata; Actinopteri; Perciformes; Serranidae. The annotation marks the transcript as partial.
GAUGCUGAGGAGAGAUGUGAGGGACUUAUUAAGAGUAAGAUUCAGCUGGAGGCCAAACUCAAAGAGACAAAUGAGAGACUGGAGGAUGAAGAGGAAAUCAAUGCUGAGCUCACUGCCAAGAAGAGAAAACUGGAGGAUGAAUGUUCUGAGCUCAAAAAGGAUAUUGAUGACCUGGAGCUUACCUUGGCCAAAGUGGAGAAGGAGAAACACGCCACUGAGAACAAGGUGAAGAACCUGACUGAGGAGAUGGCCUCUCAGGAUGAAAGCAUUGCUAAGCUGACCAAGGAAAAGAAAGCCCUGCAGGAGGCUCAUCAGCAGACUCUGGAUGACCUGCAGGCUGAGGAAGACAAAGUCAACACUCUGACCAAGGCCAAGACCAAGCUUGAGCAGCAAGUGGAUGAUCUUGAGGGUUCUCUGGAGCAAGAGAAGAAGCUGCGUAUGGACCUUGAGAGAGCCAAGAGGAAGCUCGAGGGUGAUCUGAAAUUGGCCCAGGAAUCCAUCAUGGAUCUUGAGAAUGACAAGCAGCAGACUGAUGAGAAAAUCAAAAAGAAGGACUUUGAAAUCAGUCAACUCCUGAGCAAGAUUGAAGACGAGCAGUCAAUGGGUGCUCAGCUCCAGAAGAAGAUUAAGGAGCUUCAGGCCCGUAUUGAGGAACUGGAGGAGGAGAUUGAGGCUGAGCGUGCUGCUCGUGCCAAGGUUGAGAAGCAGAGAGCUGACCUCUCCAGGGAACUUGAGGAGAUCAGCGAGAGGCUGGAGGAGGCCGGUGGUGCUACUGCUGCUCAGAUUGAGAUGAACAAGAAGCGUGAAGCUGAGUUCCAGAAGCUCCGUCGUGACCUUGA